AAAAUUUUCCAUACUACAAGCGUGUUCGAUAUUUUCCCCUCCAUCCCACAAACCAACGGAGCCUAAACUUUCUUGAAGAGCAAGGCUUCUCGCGAAGUGGAUAAGAGAGAGAGAUGGAGAAAUAUUUUGGGAAUCCAUACCGUGGUGACCCGGGUGUUCCGCACACUGAUCCAGAACGAUUCGUGAACAUUUGGAUUGGUUCCUUUGCGUUCUCUGCAAUUGCCUGGAUCCAUCCAUACAUGUGGCAACUCUCAAAUCAAUCCAACUGGCAUGAUCGGGCAAUGCUAUUCGAGCAAUACCAUUGGAAGAAAGCACUGCAGAAGAGGCAACCAUACAAGUUCAAGUGGAACCAGUACAUGGACAAGGAUCAUCGAGAUUCAUACUAUUUCAAUUGGCCAGUCUACUUUCCAUAGAACAUGUCCAGUGCGUGCCUAGGUUUAGUAGCGUUAUUGGUGCAGAUUCUGUAUCACCACCAUCAUCAUCAAACGAUGUGUUCUUUUCCCCGUUCUACCAUAUGAUCAGAAAACUGAGACACCCUAAAAAGGGAUUGUUUUAUCUUCUCUCUGUGGUUUCAAACCUUUAAAUUUGCGGGUUUUCUGUUCAUGUUGUUCUUUUCUUGUAAUGCCUUUGGUUGAAAUCAUUUUUGCUGCCUUCAAUUAACUGCUCUUUAGAGUGGGCAUGGAAAA
Nelumbo nucifera (sacred lotus) is the source of this 686-nucleotide messenger RNA. RefSeq lists its product as uncharacterized. Lineage: Eukaryota; Viridiplantae; Streptophyta; Magnoliopsida; Proteales; Nelumbonaceae. The record is from RefSeq and is a predicted model, not a curated record.